Molecule: messenger RNA, 1065 nt
Organism: Symbiodinium sp. CCMP2592
Lineage: Eukaryota; Dinophyceae; Suessiales; Symbiodiniaceae
Source: the annotation of a GenBank genome assembly
AUGCUGGGUACCAUGGAGACGCCGAUGGAUCAAAUCAUGGAGAUGUUCGGCGCGGUAAAUCCCAAUCCUCAUCUACGCAAACGAGAGUCUCAGGAAGAGCCGACACAAGCAGCAGCAAAGUUCAUCAAGGGCAAGGGCAAGGGCAAAGGAAAAAAAGGAGGCUUCGGACCAAGUCCACAGCAGCAAGGCUCUUUCGGUCCCCCAGUCCGAUACCAUCAAAGCCCAUUCGUAACCACGCCAGCAACAACAUCAACGAUGGAUCAAGAGCAGUGGGAGCAGUACAUGCAGACUCUGCUUGCAGCGGUAGCUCGGCUUGCGCUACGGGUGGACAACGAGGUCCAAGUCCUCAAACAAGACUUCAGCUUGGUUCUAUGGAUGAGGCCAGGCGAACAUACUGCACUACAGAUGAUGUUCAACAAGGCCAAGGAGUGGAAGGACAAAGCCAUGAAAACCGAUGUGGACGAGACUCCCACGUUGCGAACAACGCUUGCAAUCGCCAUGGUUCAGGAAGUGAUCAACCGAGUAGGGCAAGUGGCAGGGGAUGCGGACAAAGCCCGCAAACUUCAGGAAGUGGGGUGGAGAGAUCCGACAACGGGUUGGCCUUACCAAAAGUGGGAUCCGGAGUCCAAGAUGCUCGUGACGGUGUCGGAGCGGGCACCGUUGAAGGAUAUGGAAAUACUCCAGCUCUUGGAAGAAUUGAAGACGAAGCUGCUGGGGCAGACCGUCAUGAGAUUCCACUCAACACGACCAUUAUCGUCCGACAUGAAAGGAUUGGCCACGUUCCUGCUCGAGAUCAGCCAAAGAUCCAAAGAAGCACAGCGCGCAUGGGAGCUUCUACAUGUUCUCAUGGGUUCAUCGGUGUGGCAGCUGACUGCGGUUCAGUACAAGCGCGAGGGUUGGAAGAAAUCGAUCCUGAACAAGAUGGUGCGAGAAUACUUGGGUGAGAAGGCAUGGCGACUUUUGCUUGCCAAAACAGGCCAGCCGGUGCACAUUUACCACAUGUUCCGUGGCUAUGUGGAGUAUGGCAAGCCAGGAGCCCCAUGGCAGGGUUACCAGCUACAGUGA